AUGUCGAUAACUCAAGUUUACAAUUGGUAUAAAUUUUUCAAAAAGGGGCGAGAAAAAGUAAACGAUUUGCCACGUUCAGGACGGCCUUCGACCUCUUCAACUGAAGAAAACGUUGGCAAAAUAAAUAAAAUGGUUCGCGAAAAUCGUCAUUAUAGUUUGCGAGAGAUAACCCAAAUAAUGGACAUGACUCAUGAGAGCGCUCGUCAUAUUUUGGUUGAUGUUUUGGGUAUACGGAAAGUCGCACCGCGAUUUUUGCCAAAAGAUCUGAAUUUUCUUCAAAAAGUGAAUCGCAGUAAGGUGACUGAAGACAUGCUUAAGCGCAUAAAUUCCGAUCCAACGUUCAUCGAACGCAUCAUAACUGGUGACAAGACAAGGUUUUUCGAGUACGACAUUCAAACAAGUCAACAAUCAUCGGAAUGGUGCGACAAAAAUGGGCCGAAAUCGAAAAAACCGUGCCAAAGCAAAUCGCAAAUCAAGGUGAUGCUGACCGUUUUCUUCGAUAUUCGUGGUGUUGUUCAUUCGGAAUUCUUACCGGAGGGCAAAACAGUCAAUAAAAAAUAUUAUCUUGGCGUUAUGGAGCGUUUGAUAGAGAAUGUUCGUCGCAAAAGACCAGAUUUGUGGCGGAAUAACGGUUGCAUUUUGCAUUACGAUAAUGCACCAGCGCACAAAGCGAUCAUUGUGAACGAGUUUUUAAACAAAAAUUCAACAAAUAUCAUCGAACAACCACCGUACUCUUCAGAUGUGGCCCCGUGUGACUUUUUCCUGUUUCCAAAACUCAAAUUACCACUUCGUGGAACCCAUUUCGAGAGCAUUGAAGACAUAAAAACGAAUUCGUAA
Zeugodacus cucurbitae (melon fly) is the source of this 837-nucleotide messenger RNA. Its product is annotated as histone-lysine N-methyltransferase SETMAR-like. Gene Ontology annotation, molecular function: nucleic acid binding. The transcript has a single exon. The coding region runs from base 1 to 837 and encodes 278 amino acids. The record is from RefSeq and is a predicted model, not a curated record. NCBI's taxonomy places the organism in Eukaryota, Metazoa, Arthropoda, Insecta, Diptera, Tephritidae.